This is a messenger RNA of Candidozyma auris, 1128 nucleotides long. RefSeq lists its product as uncharacterized. NCBI's taxonomy places the organism in Eukaryota, Fungi, Ascomycota, Pichiomycetes, Serinales, Metschnikowiaceae. The transcript has a single exon. Gene Ontology annotation, cellular component: mitochondrion. The coding region runs from base 1 to 1128 and encodes 375 amino acids. Gene Ontology annotation, biological process: glycerophospholipid biosynthetic process. The record is from RefSeq and is a predicted model, not a curated record.
AUGUUGCUUAGUCACUUCACGCGAGCCAGCAGAGUUAAAGCGUUUUGGCCAUUGUCCCGCCGCGGGCUCUCCUCGGGAUCCGACUUGGCGUUUGUUUUCGAUAUAGAUGGAGUGCUUAUGAGAGGAGCCAAACCGAUUCCUGAAGCGUCGAAGUCACUAGAACUUCUCAACGAGCACAAAGUGCCUUUCAUUUUGUUGACCAACGGAGGGGGAGUUUCAGAGAAGUCCCGCGUGGACUUUCUUUCAAGCCAGCUAAAGGUGCCCUUGUCGCCUUUGCAGAUUGUCCAGAGCCAUACUCCAAUGAGAGUGUGGGCAGAGGGUGGAAAUUACCAUAGAGUGCUAGUUGUUGGUGGCAAUGAUGAUAAGGCUCGGUAUGUGGCACAGGACUAUGGGUUUAAGGAUGUGGUGGUGCCGAUGGAUAUCGUCAAAGCGGACCCUUCGGUUUCGCCGCAUCACAGGUACACGGAGAGGCAAUUGGCUGAGAUGGCGCGUGAUGUGGACUUGAGCAAGCCUUUUGAUGCGAUCUUGGUAUUCAACGACCCCAGAGACAUGGGCACAGAUUUGCAAAUUGUGCUUGAUCUCUUGAAUUCAAAAAACGGACUUGUGGGCACAAAGAGGCCAGCUACUGAGCGAUCUGCGAAACCAGCCGUUCCCAUUGCGUUUAGUAAUAACGACUUUGUGUGGGCGAACGACUAUGUGUUGCCAAGGUUUGGCCAGGGGGCAUUUAGAAUGGUGGUGGAGCGCCUUUAUGCUGAGAUGAAUGCGUUGCAAGAUAGAGACACAUUAGAGCUGACAAUCUUGGGCAAGCCGUUCCCAGUACAGCACGACUACGCCCACUGGGUGUUGAUAGAAUGGAACAAGAUUAUUCACGGCCACAAGAGCCAUGGAUUCAUUCCUGCGUUGCACGCCAAACCAGAGAGUUCUCCCUUCAAGAAUAUUUACAUGGUGGGGGACAACCCAGAGUCCGACAUUGCUGGGGCCAACGCGUGUGGCUGGAAUUCUAUUCUUUUACGAACAGGAGUUUUCAAGGAUGAAGAUUGGGAGAUCACUGUCCACAAGCCCAAUGUUGGUUUGUUUGACAACGUUCUAGACUCUGUUAAGUACGUUCUCGAAAACAGGAAACUAUAG